UCAUCAAAAUGCCAUAAAGAUCUUCCAAAAACAAAACUGCUUCCUCCUAUCAAACUACCACUACUCUCAUCUCCUCCUCUCCCUACGACUUGUAUAAAUAAGCGAGGCAGGCGAUCCCUGGCCCGGAGGGGAGGCAGAGGCAGCAGCAACUACCACCAGUAGCAGUAAUCUAAUCUCCCCUUCUCCCUCUUGGCCUCUCCCGCAGUGCCAUCCGCAGCGGCCUCCAAAGCAUCCCAUCCAACGACCAAUCCGCUCCCAACAAAAGACGCCAUCAACAGCGACAAGGCAGCAGACAAGGGAGGGAUGGGGGGAGUGCAUCGGCCAGAGGAGGAGGAGAACGGGAGGAAGGCGGCGCCGGUGGUCCUCAGGCUAUUCGGCGUGGAUGUCGUCGCCGACGAGGGGCCGGAUUACAACGGCAUCGGGUUCGAGCUCAGGAAGAGUUCCAGCAUGCCCAACCUCGCCAUCCCCUCCGCCGACCCGCUCCUGCCGCACGGGGAGGCCGGCGAGGGCAAGCGGUACGCCUCCGACGAUCUGGAGCUGGCGUCCAGGCAGCAGAAGCGCCGCCGCCGCAAGGCCCAGGAGAGGAAGAAAGGGAUUCCGUGGACCGAGGAGGAGCACAGGAAGUUCCUGGACGGCCUGAGGCAGCUGGGCAAGGGGGACUGGAGGGGCAUCUCCAAGGGCUUCGUGACCACCAGGACGGCGACGCAGGUGGCCAGCCACGCCCAGAAGUACUUCCUCCGCCAGACCAACCCCGGCAAGAAGAAGCGCCGGGCCAGCCUCUUCGACGUCGGCAUCGCCGACUUCGGUGACGAUCAGGUGCCAAGCCCUCCAAACAGUGCCACUAAGCCUGCUCCUUCUCAGGAGAUAAUUCAUACCGACCGCGGCGAUGUCCCGAUACCAAGCUGUAGGGGCUUUGGAGGGAUUUUAGGCAAUAACAUUCAGGUUAGUGAACUGACUAAUUACUUCGUGACCCCAAUGGCUCACGGCGAGACGUCGCUCGCGUCCAUGUCCUCCGGCCUCCUGGAAACAGCCUCGUCCUUCAACAGCCUGGAGCUCAGCAUCGUCGUCAACAAUCUGGAGCUCAGCAUCGCGCCUCCUGCUCGCUGCGGCUAUGGUGGCGCUGCCGGGGCAAUCAAAGUGCUGUGACUCGAGACACCGGGCUGAUGCUUGGCUCAGCUGCCGCGAUCUGUAUCAGCUGCAGGCAGGCACCUCCUGCCUGUUCGAUCAUGCUGUUGUUGUUGUCGUCGUCGUCUUUAUUGUGCUAACUUCGUGUUCUUCGUCGAUGGCGUGCCGGUUUUCGGUUUGUUUCUUUCUUGUGAUCCUACUACUACAGGAAGAAAGUUUGUGCUGGUUGGUUGGUAGAAGCUGUUGAGCGGAAAUCAGAUUUACUAUUUGUUGCAUGGCA
Panicum hallii is the source of this 1405-nucleotide messenger RNA. RefSeq names its product transcription factor MYBS2-like. Gene Ontology annotation, biological process: response to auxin; response to gibberellin; response to ethylene. The record is from RefSeq and is a predicted model, not a curated record. The transcript has 5 exons. Gene Ontology annotation, molecular function: DNA binding. Bases 304 to 1146 code for a protein of 280 amino acids. Lineage: Eukaryota; Viridiplantae; Streptophyta; Magnoliopsida; Poales; Poaceae.